GUGGUGGUGGCCUGGCUUCCCCGCCCCCGGGCGGCUCUGGCUCUCUGUCGGCUCGGCCCCUUCCAAGGGAGGAGGCGGGGAGUGGCGGGGGCGGGGGGUCCCGUGGCCGGGCUGGGAGACGCCAGAUCCUGACGCCGGACCGCGCGGACCUGCUGCCGGGACCCGGGCACGCUUGUUUCUCCCGAGUGAUGCUCGUCUAAGCAAGGACCAUGUCUGCGUAUCUGAAGCAUUUCACGGUGGUGGGUGACGAUCCUGCGCAGUGGAACAAUGACUACAAGAAGUGGGAGGAAGAAGAGAUGGAGGUGGAAAGCGGAGCUCAGCCGGCUGUGUCGACCAUCAAGAUGGAGCCAGCUCCCAGGCCCCCCACGUUUCGGGAGGUCAUGAGGAAGCUAUUCCAGUCGCACAAAUUUCAGAUCUUGGUUGUCUGUUUAGUUAUCCUGGAUGCUGUGUUGGUCCUGGCAGAGUUGCUUUUGGACCUGAAAAUCAUCCACCCAGAUGAACACGAGAUUGUACCUGAGGUGUUCCACUACCUGAGCCUUUCCAUCCUCACCCUCUUCCUGGUGGAGGUGAGCUUCAAACUCUUCACCUACCGCCUGGAAUUCUUCCAUCACAAGUUUGAGGUCCUGGACGCCAUCGUGGUCGUCAUCUCGUUUGUUCUCGACAUUGUUGUCCUGUUUCUGAAGCACGAUUUUGAAGCGUUUGGGCUCCUGAUCCUGCUCAGGUUGUGGCGAGUGGCCAGAAUCAUCAACGGAAUUAUCUUGUCAGUGAAGACACGCUCUGAGCAGCAGAUAUCCAAGCUGAAGACAGCAAACCUGCAGCUCACCACAAAGGUAGAACAGCUGGAGAGCAGCUGUGCUGAGAAGCAGCUGGAAAUUGAGAGGCUCACCCAUACCCUGAGGCAGCACGGCCUCCUUGCACAGCCAAAUCCUGCCCGGCCGUCCCCUCCAGCCCAGAGGAGCUCACCUUCUCCCAUACUGUCAUGAAGGCAGCCUUCUUGUACCUUCUCUGUGUCGUCUGCAGGCGGAGUUGACCUUCUGGAGACAGGCUUCAGUUUUGUCAAGCAGGUCGUGCCAGCAGGCAGCUAUAAAACAGGACACGCCUACGCAACUGUUAUUCCAAUCUUUAAUUGUAUAGCUGUACAGUUGUAAAAAAAUGGCAAACAAUUGUUUAAUAAAGUCAGAUCCAUGUA
Sphaerodactylus townsendi is the source of this 1189-nucleotide messenger RNA. It is a transcript of the gene HVCN1, whose product is annotated as hydrogen voltage gated channel 1. The transcript has 6 exons. Gene Ontology annotation, biological process: proton transmembrane transport. Bases 210 to 983 code for a protein of 257 amino acids. Gene Ontology annotation, cellular component: plasma membrane. The record is from RefSeq and is a predicted model, not a curated record. NCBI's taxonomy places the organism in Eukaryota, Metazoa, Chordata, Lepidosauria, Squamata, Sphaerodactylidae. Gene Ontology annotation, molecular function: voltage-gated proton channel activity.